Messenger RNA from Drosophila persimilis, 6282 nucleotides. RefSeq names its product transcriptional regulator ATRX. NCBI's taxonomy places the organism in Eukaryota, Metazoa, Arthropoda, Insecta, Diptera, Drosophilidae. Gene Ontology annotation, cellular component: nucleus. Gene Ontology annotation, molecular function: ATP binding; ATP-dependent chromatin remodeler activity; ATP hydrolysis activity. The transcript has 22 exons. The record is from RefSeq and is a predicted model, not a curated record. The coding region runs from base 8 to 5194 and encodes 1728 amino acids.
ACUCAAAAUGAAUCAACCGUUACUGAAGGAGGAAAGUAUGCAGGACGAAUCCUUUUGUGUUGAGGUUUCGAAAGAUAAUUGUGGCGAAACUACUACCGAACCAAUUGCGGAAACACCUUUUGUAGAUUUUUCUAUAGAAGAAAUAAAUCAAGUUGAAGUGCAAAAUUUCUCUAAUACCUACAACAGUACUGAAGAAUUGUUAAAAUUUCCUGCAAAAGAGCAUCGACGUAAAGAAUGUACUUGGUUGAAAAAAAGUGACACAAGCUUUUCAGACGCAUUGAGCGAUCAUAACUAUACAUCACAAGAAGAGCUAAAGUGUCGACAAUGCCUGGAUUGUGUUGAAAAUAUGCUUCAAAAUCUUAUUUUUCCAAAUAGAGCUGUAUCUGAGCCUGUUACAACAGACAUAUCGAAUUUCAUUGACACCACCAUACAAAAAAUAAAAACUUUUAAUUUAGAAUUGGAUGUAACGAGUGAAAAAAAAUGUACUGCAGAGUUAAAAGAGUACUGUUCAGAGCCCUUGGAAGUCGAGCUGAAUGACCAGUACCUUGAAAAAGGUACAAAUUAUGUGAAAAAAAAAAUUGUCCUUAAACCAAUUUUAAGAGCCACACUAAAUUUAGCAAAACAGUUAAUAAAUGAUUGUUAUGCGCACACUUCAAAAUCUGAAGACGAAUUUAAAGUGAUUUUAUUAAAAAAAAUAAAAAAACUUCACGAAAUUGCAACCAUUGGAAGUACGUCUUCAUGUCAAGCUCUAGAGAAGCCGUUCAAUGGAUCAAAGAUGACGAAACAUCAAAAAAACCAUAAAGCAAAAAUGAGACUACUUUUAGAUACAUCUAGUUCAUUGAGUUCGGACUCCGAAUUAAGCUCCGAAAGUAGCUCGGACGAUCUAAACGAAAAAUCUUCAAUUGAAUGUAGUUCCCGACUGUCGUCAAUAACUCACUGGAACCAUUCAAGUGAAAACAGGAAUUUGCUUUACGAUUAUAAUGACGGUGUUGAUCUUUCCAAAUAUAUAAAGCUGGAUGUAAAUAAUAAUUCAAAUUUGUGUGGGGGCGAUAAAAAAACUAUAACAAUUACGAAAUCAUAUGUAUCGGACAACGAUACUGACCAGGAAAUCGACAGACUGACAAAUUUGAGUGCGCUGAAUACCCGUCAUGGCCAUAAGACUUGCACCAAAUCAAAGCAAAAGAGUCACCAAAAUUUGUUUCAAAAGAGUAUGGAUAAAAAGGAUAAUGGCUCUGGAGAAGACAUGGACCAAUAUGAAAGUGAUACCAUAAUUGAAAACGAAGAUUGUAUUACCGAGGGACAGUUUCUUUCGCGUUAUAACGAACAAAUCAAGAUUCAACUGUUAAAUGAUUCAAGUAGUGAUUCAGGAUUGUCAAAUCAAAGUGACUACGAUAAUUCAAAGGAACUUUUGUCAGAAGAAAGUGAUAACAUAAAUAAUACUGUAGACAAGUUCUUGCGAGAUUUUAGCUCGGAUAAAAUAGAUCAAGUGGAAACGGACGAUGCUCUUGUUGCUGACAAAGAAAUUCAACUUGACUAUAAGCGGUCAGCGAAAAACGCAGACGUGUUUGUCAAAGAAGAUGAUCAAAAAAGGUCAAAAAAUACAUUAACAGAAUCGGGAAAGCACAAUAAACAUGAAGAAAUCGUUCUAAGCUCGGAAAGCGAUUUUUCGGAUGUUGAAGCUGAUCUUCAAAAAUCAAGAUUGAUAAAACCAAUGCUUCGAAUUGAUCAGCUUGCCAAUGAAACUAGAGCUGCACAAAAAACCGAAAGUGAACGUAUACGACGCCUUGAAAAGAAACAUUCGGAGCUUAGCAAAGCAAUUAAAAAGAAUUCUGAAAAUAUAAAUAAGUCAGAGCUAAUACUUGAUUACAUCGAAAGCACUAAUAAGUUUAUUAAAGUGCAUUGUGAUAUAGUUAAGCAAUUAAAGCCGCACCAAAUCGAUGGUAUUAAAUUUAUGUACGAUUCUUGUUAUGGCGGAGUGGAUCAAGCCAAAAAGAAUGCUGGCUCAGGAUGCAUUUUAGCUCACUGCAUGGGCCUGGGAAAGACUCUACAGCUCAUCGCUUUGCUUCACACCGUCAUAUCUUACAAGGAACUAAAUACAGCGAAGGUCUUGGUACUCUGUCCAAAAAGCACGGUCAUGAAUUGGGCUGACGAAUUUCAUUAUUGGCUGAGUCCUUUGAAUGUAAAAAGUCAUUUAAAGGUUUUCAUUUUCCCUGAUUCAUCGGAUAUUGCAGAAAAGCUACGGGUAUUGGAAGAAUGGUCAUUAUCGUCGACUAACAAAGCGGGCUGCUUAUUAGUGGGCUACGAGGCAUUCCGUUCUCUUGUCUUUUAUCACUCGUAUAAAUAUCGAGGGAACGUGACUUCUUCAAAAUUAGAAAAUGUUCGCGAAAAAGUUCAAAAAUACCUUUUAGAGCCGGGUGCCGAUUUAGUCGUUUGUGAUGAAGGACAUAUUAUUAAAAACAGCAAAUCUGCCAUAAGUCUUGCUGUAUCAAAAAUUAAAACGCCAAGACGAAUAAUAUUAACCGGAACGCCAAUACAAAAUAAUCUUAAAGAAUAUUAUAGCAUGGUAAACUUUAUAAAACCAUUGUACCUUGGAACUGAAAGGGAGUUUGCAAAUUUAUAUGCAAAUCCAAUAAAGAACGGCCAACACAAAGAUUCCAGUAAAAAGGAUAUUACAAUAAUGAAACAGCGAUCCUACGUGUUACACAAGAAAUUAUCAAAAUUUGUUCAGAGGAAAGAGGCAGAGUUGCUUAAAACGUUUUUGCCACAAAAAUUCGAGUAUGUUUUAUUUAUUCCGAUGACGUCGGUUCAGAAUAUACUUUAUGAACAUAUAUUGGAAGCAAUAGGAAACCGCGGCGACUGUCGAGGCAAAAGCCUGAUAACAGAUUAUACUGUUUUAAGAAAGAUAUGGACACAUCCUAAGGUAUUAGAGGACGCAUGGAAAAAUGCUACUAUCCAAAGAAGCAAAAAAGAAAUUAAAAAAAUCCCUUGUCCGAACUCCGAAGAAGAUCAACCAGAUGACAUCUAUGACAGUCAAACUGGUGUUAUGUCUGUAACUAAUGAUUGGUGGCGCAGGUAUCUGACAAAAUCAGAUCUGGAAUCUGUAAUUCCUAGUAAUAAACUCCGGAUAAUGUUUUCCAUUCUUCGAAUGUGCGAAGAGAAGGGCGAAAAAUGUUUAAUCUUUUCCGCUUUUGUGGCAGUACUCAAUGUUGUGGAAUACUUUUUCAAACGGAUUACGGAGUCUGAUCCCGAACUGUUUUACCUCGCCCAUGUACCAUCAAGUCAUAAACCCUCAGGAAAAUGGAUCAGUGGCCAGGACUAUUACAGACUGGAUGGCAGAACACCUAAAAACAUACGACAUGAAAUGAUCAAACGAUUCAACAGUGAAGUUAACAAACGUGCACGCGUUUUUUUAAUAUCUGCCAGGGCUGGAGGCCAAGGAAUAAAUCUAAUUGGAGCGAAUAGAGUUAUAAUUUUAGAUACCUCGUGGAAUCCCUCCAAUGAUCAACAAAAUAUAUUUCGAGUAUUUCGUCUGGGGCAAAAAAAAAAUUGCUAUAUAUAUCGUCUAAUUGCAAUGGGCACAAUGGAAGAAAAAGUUUACUCUCGAUCUGUUACAAAACAAGCUAUGAGUUUUCGAGUAGUAGAUGAACAACAAAUAGAUAGGCAUUAUAACAUGGAGGAAUUAGCAGAACUUUAUACGUUGACGAAACCAAAAAAAAGUGAAAGAACUAUGCCUGUGCUUCCUAAGGACACUAUACUGGCACACUUAUUAAGACAAUCGGAGCUUGUUUAUAAAUACCAUGAGCAUGACAGUCUCUUAGAAAAUAAAGUGGAGCAAGAAUUGAGUGAACAAGAAAAAGCGGAUGCUUGGGAAACUUACGAAAAAGAAUUAGAAGUCAAUCUAGAACAAAAGGAAGGAUUACAUGCUGAAACAGGUCAAAGCAGUAUUCCGACUUCAAGGCUGUCCUCGUACUUAGCUCCAAUUCCAAGUCUGGAUAUGCAAAAUUUAUUAAACUACAGUAUUCAGCCAACAACAUUUAUGCCACAACUUAAUUACAACAUGAAUCAAAAUUACUUGAACAACUUAAACUACUACCAAAAGUAUUCGCUACGAUAUCCAGACAUUAGUUCUUGCUUAAAUGAUAAUAGCUAUGUCUCCCCUUAUAAUCCAAUCAACCAAUCAAAUCAUAAUUUUCUUUCUGCGAGUGUACCCAGCGUGCCAAAUAGUUCCAGUUCAAUAGCUCCAAAUGAUAUAUUUCAGAGACAUUCUAAAAGUAUUGAGCAAUCGAAUCUAAAUACAAACAAGGUACUGUCGACGUUUGAACAAUACAAACAUUUUCUUGAAAGUCCUUUCUCUAGUCUCAUAAACUUUUCGAAUCAGAGUUAUGAUGCUUCAACUAAUAAAGCAAAGUUUACAGACGUUGGAGAUAAUGAAAUUUCAAGAAAGGAACGUUUAAAUGCAUUCGAUCCUCGAUAUACUCAAAGCGUAAGCGCUGCGAAUGAUUCAAUUAUUGCUAAAAAUAUAAAUACCGUUGAUCUUACACAUAUCACAGCAGAUGAAGAAAAAUCGGCAACAAUGGUGAUUAAAGAUCCUGUGUCAAACUCUUCAAAAAACAGUAAUCAACGAAAAAGAAAAGUCCCACCCUAUGCCGCUGUACAUAAAGACACGACAAACCUUGUAGUUAACCAGAAUUCUUCUUUAGAAAACAUAACCCGUAAGGGUUUGACCAAUUGUGGCAUGCAAAAUGUACCCCUAGCUAGCCCUCCGCAAACUAUUCGUAAUUCCAAGCAACCUUUUGCAAUGUCUACGAGUACUUCUGAUGCCGCUUCAAGCACUACACGCUAUGACCGCUCCAAUAUUGUACAGAAAAAUACGGUUAGUGAUUUGAAGUUGGUGUCAAGCGUCUCACUGAAUAAAAACGCAAAUUCUAAAAGUGGAGUGUUUAACAAAACUAUACAACAUUCAACGAAGUCAACAAUAGGAGAUCCAAAAGAUACCCCUUCGCUAAAUCAUCAAAAUAAAAUAAGGAAUAAGGUCCAUGAACCUUUUUCUCCUUUCAAAGACAACGUGGGACGAAAUGUUAGCAAUGAUAAUCUUGAAAUUGAUGUCUGCUCUAUCGGGACUCCACUUUCAACUAGGAAAAGGUCAGCAGGUACUCAAGACGAAGAUCUCAAUUUAAAAAAGAAUAAAUUAUAAUUAUGUGUAUCAUCGAUAUGUUCAAUCCGGCCUAACAGCAGACCCGCCAUGAAAUAGUAUAAGGCAAUAAAAGCAUUUUUUGUUGUUAAAAAAAUGCAUAGUACACAAAUAAUGCUAAUAGUUUAAAUAAAAAGGUCAACUUGAAUUGCAUGGCACCACUGAUUGCCUUGACGUGAGGAAGUGGUUUCCAAGUGCGAAGUGCAUAUACAAAAAACUGUCUCAUUGUGCAGGAGUCUUGUAUGCAUUUAAAAUAUUUCUGGUCUUUCCCGUGUGCUCAUGAUGGCUGAACGCCAGAGCCGAAGACCCUGAAAACCCAGUUGAAAGUUAAUUGAUUAGCGAUGGGUCCAGCUCCCAAUAUAAAUCGUAAUUGUUUAUUCCUUCUGAGAGCAUAUUGGAUUAUAUAUUUUCCUGGAUAAGCGGCGCGAGAAUUUAACCUUCACUGCUGUGGCGAUUUUCUCUCUUUAAACCGACCUCGUAUUGCCUCCUGCAUCGGCUUUACCUCAUCGGCUUUGACCGGCUCUAUUGGCCGAGUCCCUCUCUGUCCACAAACUGCUAUGUCGCGAUCCCCUCAUCUUACCAUCUUUGCAGGCCGCUCGCCGUCGGUACCUCCUCCGCGGGUGAUUCCGCCAUAGCUCCUCGUCCUCUCGAGAGCUCCGAGUCGACGGUCUGAUAAUCGACGGCGCAAUUGGUGGUUCCCGCCGACGAAAAAUAUUGUCAGCAACCCCCCAUUGAUACGUCGCCCAAUGAAACGCUGAGCUUCGGCAUCGAGACGCAGGACUUAAAUGCCCUACGCUUUGCCACAAGGCGUGUCGUAUUCGAUUUCCUCCUCGCCAGACGGAGUUCUAUCAAAGUAUCCCAGCCAGACAGAAUCGUAUCCCAUCAGGACAGAACAAGUCAUCGUCAUCCUUCGACCUGGACAUCGACUACAAGGACUUUGACAAUGGCAAGGGCAAGGGUAGGGCCACGCGGGCUACUAGACUCUAGAUAAAUUUUAAUGUUAUUAGGUUUAAGAUAGAUACAAAUGUUUUUCACGUGUUUAUUUAUUUAUACUCAGCUACGAUUUGAUGAAUACAACUAUUGAAAAAAUA